Molecule: messenger RNA, 2605 nt
Organism: Talpa occidentalis (Iberian mole)
Lineage: Eukaryota; Metazoa; Chordata; Mammalia; Eulipotyphla; Talpidae
Product: hyaluronidase PH-20-like
Exons: 4
Coding region: 245-1945 (566 amino acids)
Biological process (GO): carbohydrate metabolic process; hyaluronan catabolic process
Cellular component (GO): acrosomal vesicle
Molecular function (GO): hyalurononglucosaminidase activity
Source: RefSeq, a predicted model, not a curated record
GAAAAUCUAAAUAGAUGCAAACUGCGGCUUGGCAGCUGAAGCCAGAGAGAAGGAUAUUUUAACUGAGGUCGUGGGCCAGUUACAGAUAAGCAACUUGCAAAAAAACAUUCCUGAAAAGGAAGGAAGAAUAUUUAAAUGUUACACGAUCAUUAUCUCUCUGCCGUGCUUCUAUUUUACAUCAAUACUGAAUAAACCAAAGUGUCUAGGAAGAUAUACAUGGUAUUCAAAGUCAUUAUUCUUUGUCAUGGCAGCAGUAAUGUUCAAGAAUAUCUUCUUCAGAAUCUUUGUUGGAUUCCAUGGAACAUUUCUUCUGCAUCCAGUCUGUUUGACACAGGAAUUAAGAGCAUCUCCUUUUCUUCCAAAUACUGCUUACCUCUGGGGUUCCAACGCCCCAAUUGAAUUUUGUGAUGAACUUCAUGAUAUACAUAUAGAUAUGAGCCUCUUCGCUUUAUCAGGAAGCCCCCGGAAACAGAUCACAGAGCAAGGUAUUGCCCUGUUUUAUAUUCAUAAACUUGGCUACUAUCCUUUUGUAGAGUUACACACAGGUGAAAAUGUGAAUGGAGGACUCCCCCAGUUGGGAUGUCUGAAAAAACAUUUGGAUAAGGCUAAUAAUGACAUUCGCUAUUACAUUGCAUCGAACACCCCGGGCUUGGCUGUAAUUGACUGGCCAGAGUGGAGGCCUAUCUGGGGAAGAAACACGGGUCUUAAAGAGGUUUACAUGGAACGAUCCAUUGAAUUGGAAUUAAAAAAAAAUCCAUCAUUUGCUUAUUGGCAGGCCAUAAGAGCUGCCGAAAACGAGUUUCAAGAAGCAGGAAGAGGUUUCAUGGCAGAGACUUUAAAAUUGGGAAGAUCACUACGGCCGAAAUCCUUAUGGGGUUUUUAUUUCUUUCCUGAAUGUUACAAUAAAGACUAUCAGAAACCCGAAUUCACUGGAACUUGCGCUGAUAUAGAAAAGGAAAGAAAUAAUGACCUCCUCUGGUUGUGGAAAGAAAGCACAGCCCUUUACCCAUCCGUUUAUUUAAAUACCAGAAUAACAGCAAAAAAUCAGGCAAUCUUUGUGCGGAAUCGCGUGCAGGAAGCCUUCCGGAUUUCACAAAUACAAGAUCCUAAGAACCCACUUCCGGUGAUUGCAUAUUUCCGUCCAGUGUUCACCGAUAAGCCUGAGAUAUUCCUUUCUAAGAAUGACCUUGUGCACACAAUUGGGGAAAGCAUGGCUCUAGGUGUCUCUGGACUGGUAAUGUGGGGAGGCUACGAAAUAAUCCGAUCUUUGGAAGAUUGCAGAAGCAUAGACAGUUUUGUAUCAGAGACGCUGAACCCUUACAUAAUCAAUGUCACCCUAGCAGCCAAAAUGUGUAACCAAGUACUUUGCCAAGACAAGGGAGUGUGUAUACGGAAAAACUGGAAUUCAAGUGACUAUCUUCAUCUGAACUCAGAAACUUUUGCUAUUCAAGCUAUGAAAGGUGGAAACUAUGCAAUGCAUGGGCACCCCACAAUUAAAGACCUGCGGCAUUUUACUCAAAAUUUUCGUUGCAGCUGUUACGCCGGUGUCAAUUGCAAAACGACAGUGGAUGUGAAAACUACUGAUAAUAUUUAUGUAUGUGUUGGUCACGAUAUUUGUAUAAAUACCCUCGUAAGCCCAAAACUCAGUGAUAAAUCUAGGUGGAAUAAGAGAGCUUCUAUUGCUUAUAGUAAUGUCUCAUUUUCUACACCACUUGCUAGAGUAGCCCCAUGUGUUCCUGAAAAAGACCUCAAUGAGAACCUCAAAACCAAAUGCUUAGUGGAAGUUCUCUCCAACAACCUCCAAGAAGAUAAUCAGAGUCAUAUAUAUAUUCAAGACAAUAAAAAUGAAAUAAUUUCUUCCAGUACAAGUUCAGUGCUUAUUAAAUUUCCUUUCUACAUACUUCAUGUUUUGAUAGCUUUUACAUUGAUAUAUUUAGUAAUUUAGUUUAGAUGAUUUUUUAUGCACAUGCUAAUACUUAGAGUUUUGUAUUUGAAGUGUUUAUAAAAAAUACAUAGUUCAGAUAAUAGUUUGACUUGUUGAGAAAAGAUUAUUUUCUAAUGAUCACAUUAAACUUUAAAUUAUUAUUGAUGGAUGAACAAAGGAUGUUGGCCAUCACUUUAAUUUUCAAAAUCACAGAAUUGUGUCACUACUAUAGCCAUUGAUAAAACAUUAUGACUAAAUCUACAUUUGAUUUGAAUCUUGAAUAGUAAUGGGGCAAAGAUUUUUUUUUUUGUAUGAUGUUUCAUUUAUAUUUUCUGAAUGCCUUGACUCUGUAGCAAAGAUUUUGCAUACUGUGACCGUACAUAUAAAAUGCAGAGGUAACUGUUCUGUUCUUAUUCUUAUAAAAACUGAUUGUAAGGCCUCUAACACCUUUAGACUAGGUUUUCCCUGUGAAACAGGAAGGCUUGGAUAAUACAAAUUUAUUGCAAAUGAAUGUCUUUCUAAAUAUUUUGUGAUUCAUAAUAAAAAGGUUAAGAAAAUAUUCAUGUGGAAAUGUAGUUAUCUUUUAUAAUGUAGUAUAUGCUAUUCAGUCCUGAGCAUAGAACCAUGGAUUUUAGUUAUGUCAGCUUAAUCAUUUCUUCCAGGUGUGUUGUAUAAAAUGGU